This is a messenger RNA of Camellia sinensis, 989 nucleotides long. RefSeq names its product ADP-ribosylation factor C1 (gene ARFC1). Gene Ontology annotation, molecular function: GTP binding; GTPase activity. NCBI's taxonomy places the organism in Eukaryota, Viridiplantae, Streptophyta, Magnoliopsida, Ericales, Theaceae. The record is from RefSeq and is a predicted model, not a curated record.
UCUUCUUCCCCCAAUAAACCUCUCCGAUCAAACCUCAAAUCUCCUCUCCUCUCUCAAAUUGGGGUUUUUUUUCACAAAAUCAUUUCAAUCUUUUUCAGAAUCGAAUCGACGAAGCCACUUGAAUCGUCUCUCUCGUCCUUACACAUUCAAUUCAAGGGUAAAAAAUAUGGGUGCAUUGAUGUCGAAGUUCUGGUUCAUGUUGUUUCCUGCAAAAGAGUACAAGAUUGUUGUUGUUGGAUUGGAUAAUGCUGGUAAGACGACGACGCUUUACAAAUUACAUCUAGGAGAGGUUGUCACUACGCAUCCUACAGUCGGUAGCAACGUUGAAGAGCUUGUUUACAAGAAUAUACGAUUCGAGGUUUGGGAUCUUGGAGGACAAGACAGACUUAGGACAUCGUGGGCAACAUAUUACCGGGGAACUCAUGCGGUGAUUGUAGUGAUAGACAGCACAGAUAGAGCCAGGAUUGGUAUUAUGAAGGAUGAACUCUUCCGCCUACUCCCACACGACGAUCUUCAAAAUUCUGUCGUACUCGUCUUUGCAAACAAACAAGACCUGAAGGAUGCCAUGACUCCGGCUGAGAUAACCGAUGCCCUUUCCCUUCACAGCAUUAAGAACCAUGAUUGGCACAUUCAAGCCUGCUGUGCCCUCACAGGAGAUGGGCUGUAUGAUGGUUUGGGGUGGAUUGCACAGCAUGUCACCGGAAAAGCACCAAGCUAGAAAAUGUAAGCACUAAGGCUGUGUUUGGGUCUUGAAUUUGUACAGGAUUUGUGUUUCUCUUUUUUUUCUUUUUGUUUUUUUCUUUCCACAAAUCUAAGAUCCAAACACAACCUGAAAGUAUUUUCAUCUGCGUUCUUUUCAUGGAAUUGAAGGAUUGAAGAUAGAUGCUUCUUGUGUACCCAUUUAACUGUAUGAGCUGUGUCCAUGUGAUUUAGUAAUUGAUACUUCAUUUUGAUUUGCCUUUCAUGAAAGAAUAUUGUUUUCUUUUGCA